Molecule: messenger RNA, 1560 nt
Organism: Rotaria sordida
Lineage: Eukaryota; Metazoa; Rotifera; Eurotatoria; Philodinida; Philodinidae
Source: the annotation of a GenBank genome assembly
AUGAGUGUAACAAAUAAUUUUAAACGAAAAACAUUUCCUAAUCAAAAUUCAUCAAUAACACAAUUGAACGCUAUACAAAUCAAUAUAGUUCUUCUUCGUGAAUAUAAACUUCGUUCAUAUACACUUAAUGCUGUUAGUUUUCAUUUUCUUCAACAACAAAAAGAAGAUGUACAACAUUCAAUAAUAACUGAUUUACAAAAUGGUAAUGCUCAAACACGUCAUCGUCUUGCAGUAUAUUGUCUUAAAGAUGCUUAUUUACCAUUACGUUUAUUAGAAAAAUUAAUGUCAUUAAUUAAUUAUAUGGAAAUGGCUCGUGUUACUGGUGUACCAAUGAAUUAUUUACUUCAACGUGGUCAACAAAUAAAAGUUAUUUCACAAAUUCUACGGAAAUGUAAAGAAAAAGAUUUAUUGAUACCAGCAUUAAAAAUUAGUGAAACAGGUGAUGAUUUUACUGGUGCUACAGUUAUUGAACCAAUACGUGGUUAUUAUGAUACACCAAUAACAACAUUAGAUUUUUCAUCACUGUAUCCAUCAAUUAUGCAAGCAUAUAAUUUAUGUUAUUCAACAUUAAUUAAUGAUGGAAGAAUAAAACAAACACUAUCUGAUGAUGAAUAUAUUACAACACCAAGUGGUAAUUGUUUCGUAACAGCUAAAGUUCGUCGUGGAUUAUUACCUGAAAUUCUUGAAAAUUUACUUAGUGCUCGUAAAAAAGCAAAACAGAUGAUGAAAGAAGAAACUGAUGAAUUUCGUAAAAAAGUUCUCGAUGGUCGUCAGAAUGCUUUAAAAAUAUCUGCUAAUUCCGUAUAUGGUUUUACAGGUGCACAAGUUGGUAAAUUACCAUGUCUUGAAAUAUCUCAAUCAGUAACAGCAUUUGGUCGUGAAAUGAUAGAAAAAACUAAAGCUUUAAUUGAAAGUGAAUUUACAAUAGCUAAAGGUUAUGAACAUGAUGCUAAAGUUAUAUAUGGUGAUACAGAUUCAGUUAUGAUUAAAUUUGGUAUUAAAACAUUAGAAGAAGCUAUGAAACUUGGUCGUUUAGCAGCAACAACUAUUUCAUCAAGUUUUCCACCACCAAUUAAACUUGAAUUUGAAAAAUGUUAUUAUCCAUAUUUAUUAAUUAAUAAAAAACGUUAUGCUGGUCUUUAUUUUACACGUCCAGAUAAACAUGAUAAAAUGGAUUGUAAAGGUAUUGAAACAGUACGACGUGAUAAUUGUGAACUUGUUGCUAGUUUAAUAAGUACAUGUUUAGAAAAAUUACUUAUUGAAAGAGAUCCAGAUGGUGCUGUUGAAUAUGUUAAAAAUGUUAUUUCAGAUUUAUUAUGUAAUCGAAUUGAUAUAUCACAAUUAGUUAUUAGUAAAGAAUUAACAAAAACUGAUGCAGAAUAUGCUAAUAAACAACCACAUGUUGAAUUAGCUAAUAAAAUGCGUAAACGUGAUCCUGGUAGUGCACCUAAUUUAGGUGAUCGAGUUCCUUAUGUUAUUAUACCAGGAACUAAAAAUCGACCAGCUUAUGAACGAGCAGAAGUAAGUUAUUUAUUUACUUGUCAGUUUUUCGAUAAUUGA